AAUUUCCCUAUAGCGUAUUCCAAGAAUGGGAUUCAUCCUCUGUUUGGAUACACUGUUGAUCCCCUUUAGUCUCUUCCUCACAUUGGGUUACCAUGUCUACCUUUGGAAAUGCUUCAAGAAAAAACCCUCUUCCACCCAAAUUGGACUCGAAAAGUUACGCAGAAACACUUGGUUUCAAGAAAUCAAACAGGGUGAUAAUAAGAAGGGUAUGUUGGCAGUCCAAAGUUUGAGAAACACUCUAAUGGCCACCAUACUCACAGCUACAAUAGCCAUUCUAGUUAACUUAGCAUUGGCAGCUUUGACCAACAAUACAUACAAUGCCAGCCAUCUUUUGAAAGCUGAAAUCUUCGGGUCACAUUCCAAAUGGGUGUAUUCUCUAAAGUACGGUUCAACAUCACUGUUCCUAUUGGUUAGCUUCUUUUGCUGCUCCGUGGCCAUCGGGUUUCUAAUCGAUGCUAAUUUCUUGAUAAAUGCUUCUUCCCUCGAUGAAGAUGAUGAUCAGUUCUCGUCCGAUCCUUGCUACACGCAAACCAUAUUCGAACGAGGGUUCGGGUUGGCUCUGGUCGGAAACCGGGUGCUAUGCGUCUCAUUUCCUAUGUUGUUGUGGAUGCUUGGUCCGUUGCCGGUGGCACUGUCAUCGGGAGCAUUGGUAUGGGGAUUGUAUGGACUUGACUUUGCAUCUGCUAGAUAAUUUCAUUAAGCUGAUGAAAACAACGAAAAUGUAAUAUUUUCUUAUGAUCAUUAAUUAGUGCUUGAAAAUUUUCGUCUAAAUAUAGUGGAUCCAAAACUAUUAUUUGAGGUAAA
Molecule: messenger RNA, 804 nt
Organism: Gossypium arboreum
Lineage: Eukaryota; Viridiplantae; Streptophyta; Magnoliopsida; Malvales; Malvaceae
Exons: 2
Coding region: 26-691 (221 amino acids)
Source: RefSeq, a predicted model, not a curated record